Nematostella vectensis (starlet sea anemone) is the source of this 3936-nucleotide messenger RNA. Its product is annotated as epithelial cell-transforming sequence 2 oncogene-like. The record is from RefSeq and is a predicted model, not a curated record. The transcript is spliced from 28 exons. NCBI's taxonomy places the organism in Eukaryota, Metazoa, Cnidaria, Anthozoa, Actiniaria, Edwardsiidae. Gene Ontology annotation, molecular function: protein binding; guanyl-nucleotide exchange factor activity. Bases 323 to 3589 code for a protein of 1088 amino acids.
UCACCUCCCCCCUCUUUUAUCCUCUUUCUUGUUUCCCAAAAUAGACUGAAUACCUUGCGUAGUGUGACUCGUCAUAAACAAAUAGAUGAGGUGUUGUGGAAAGGGGCGUUUGAAAUGCCCGAAAUUACUAGAGAAACUCGCAUAAUUUGAAAGGUUUUUGCUUUCGUAAAUCCUGACCCAGGUCCUACUCAUCUGUCAGUCGCUAUGACAACCUCUAACGCCAUGCAUAAACUAUCACAUGCAGCACGAGAUAUUCUUUUGGCAAAAAAAAAAAAAAAAAAUCCCACAAAUAUAGAGCUAAAAUACCAUGGAAUUAUAAAAGAUGGAGGUGAACCUUAAUUCAAGCUCAGCUUUUUCUAAGAAGAAAUCAUCUAAAUCUAGGAUUACAUCAAAAGGAGAUAUCAAUAACAAUUCCAACGUACUCGUCGGUCCAAACGAGUUUCGGAAGAUCAAGACAGCCAGCAUCAAACCGUACGCAAGCAGUGAGAAAGAUGGCUUUCAUACUGAUAAAUUCAAGACAAAAAACAGUGCUUGGACCCCUGUUUUAAACCCAUACAACAAUAACAAGCUUUAUCAAGAGAGAGUGGAUCUUAUUGGACAUUGGUUUUCCAUGUGGACUGAUGCACAAUGCAAAAAAUUCCUGAGCUUCAUUCUUCAGCGAUGUACCAAGUCUCAGAUGAAAUAUCUAAAACUUGGAUACUUCAAUCAUCCAUUACCAAUCUACCACCAAGAUUUUACAACCGUCCUUCCACGCUUUAUUUCUAUGUACAUUUUCUCUUUCCUGGAUCCUCGAAGCUUGUCCAGAGCUGCUAUGGUGUCCUGGCAUUGGAAGUUUUUGUGUGAGCAGGAUGAAAUCUGGAUGCCUAAGUGUCAACGCUUUGGUUGGUUCUUGCCGUAUAAGCCAGACGUGAAUAAAUAUGGUGCAUGGAAGAACCAUUACAUCAUGUGUUACAGUACUUUGGAUGUUGAAGGGCCAUCAGAAGUGAAAAUGGCCGAAAUGUAUGGCCAGUUUGGGGUCGUACCACCAGAUAAGAGAAGCAGCAAGAGGAAGUCUAAAGGGAAGGAGAAAUCUGCAAGGAAAUCAAAAGAAAUUUUAUAUUACAGACAAGAUAAUCAUCGUCCACCAUGGAUCUAUACUGACCAGAAUCCUAAAGACCUCGACGACGCCCGAAAAGCUUUACUAGACGGCUACGAUCCGAAUCACAGUACUGCACUGGAUUCCUUACGCAGAAAGAGACUGGGUCUGAAUACCAGACCCCAUCAGCGGUCACAGACAGCACCGGUGGGCGGCAGCACUAGAAAAACAGAGAGAGCACGAAGUGCAUCCGCAGGGUUUUCGGUGGAAGAGACUCAGCGCUUUGAUCUGGAUGAUAAAGAGCCUUUGAGCUCAACACGAAUGACACUGAGUGAAGCUCUGUCAAUAGAGGCUUGUGUAGACCCCUCUGUAGUCGAACAGGCGUGGCCCAACACAAUUCCUACUUCGCCGGUCCGCAGGAAAGAUCUCACAAGAGGAAUUCAUCCCAGCGCCCACGACUCGGUCACGGGGACAAGACGAUCCACACAGGUAAGGUUACUAAUUCUGGGUAAACCCUUUAACCAUUCAUUCAAAAAUGUUUAUUUUCGUUUUUCUCGCACGCAGUCUUGUCCAGCGGUCGUGUUUAUCUCGUCAGAGGUCCCUGCUCGAGAGGUUCUGUUGUCGUCCGUGUUGUUUGAAACUGUAGCUAUUCCCUACGAGUACGAGAGUACAACUCUAGAAGCAUUACUCGAGAGACUCAAGCUUGUACUGGACGGGCGAGAGGCCAAAUGUGUGGCGUUCUUUGCUGUGGGAGAUUGCGGCACAAUUCGUCUUGUCAGAGGUGGACACGUGACUAGUGCUAGUCUCCAUGAACCGGAAAUGAAGUUCUUCUGGGAGUCUGUGACGACAAGUGUCGUGCACAAGUCACGUGGAGGUCACGUGGACAUCUUUAUACCGCUGACCGAAACAGAGCCCGGUAUGGACUUACUUGUGCAGCUAGGCCUGUUGACAGACAUGCAGAUAUCCUGUCCGACCGGUAUGACCGGAUCCUACGCUGGAGUUGAAAGUGAGUGGUUGUAUGAGCCAGAAGGAGUGAGACCUUCCAGACUCUAUUUCAACACGGAAAAGCUUGGGGCCUGGUCAAAUUUACUCGACUAUCUAGAGGAGUGCUCUUCUCUUGUGCGGGACAAACUUGAGCCGUGCUUUUCCGAGGAGCAUAAGCGACUGUGCCAGCGAGUCAUAGGUGAAAGUGUCUUCAAGUUCUUUGGCUUGUCGUAUGUCGAUCAUUUGUCGGGUGUCGCAAACCUGAUUGUCGAAGCGACAAAUAAGCUUCGCAAAGAAACCACAGAAUACGGGAAGAACGAACUGUUAGAACAAAUUAUAGAGCAACUGCAAGCGGCGAAAGAAGGGCGAGCGUCUCCGAAAAAAAGUAGAAAAACUACCCAGGAAUCGCUUGAGCAAAGUGACGAGGAUGAAUCAGAUGGAAACGACGAAGAGAAGCAUAAGUUUCCCGUGGGGACUGGAAAAUCAGCUGGUGAAAGGCGGACUGCCUUGGCUCAAGAAAUCCUCUCUUCAGAAGUCAGCUACAUGCAGACGCUAAAUAUACUCAAGGAAGUGUUUAAGACACCGCUACAGGCCGCACUGGCAUCAAACAGAGCGAUCAUCAGCCUGCCCAACAUCAACGCGCUUUUCGCCGACACAGACACCCUCCUCGCCAUCAGCAGAGUUAUGGUUGACGAGUUGUCCAAGAGGCUGGCAAAUAACAACUGGGACUCGCAUCAGUGUUUAGGAGAUGUCUUCAUGAAGUUUACCGCACAGCUGAAGGCGUACACUAACUUCCUGAAUAACUAUCCUGUCACGCUAGCGACCUUACAACGGUGUAAGGAACAGAAUCCCCAGUUUCGAGCUUUCCUAAGACGCCACGAAAACCAGCCCAACACAAAAAUGCAGAGUCUCGCGGAGCUUUUUCUUGAGCCUGGAAAACGUUUGAAAAGUUAUAUCGACUUACUCCAAAAGCUGCUUCGCUACACACCAGCUGAUCACGUGGACAGGAGAAACGUCACGCAAGCGAUUGCUCGUAUCCAGGACAUCGCGGAUAUCUUUAAACAGUACAAUGAAAGACUCGAUCGAGAGAGAUCACUGCAAGAGCUCCAGAAGACCAUCUUAAACUGUCCCGUUCUUGCCGAGCGUGGAAGACGACUUAUUCGCGAAGAGGAUUUUGCUCUCCUUACAAGUCCUACAACCGGAAAUGACGUCAAACCUGAAUACAGGUUGUUUUUGCACGUGGGUGACGUCGGCAUGUAUCUGUUUAAUGACUGCUUGGUAGCAGCCGUACUAAAGUAUAAUUUCGUCCCCUUUAAGCGCCUUGUCAGGAGAAGUUAUAAGUUUCAAGCCUGUGUCAGUCUAAAAAAGCUCAAGGUUCAGAAUGUCGUCGACACAAAGCACCUGAAAAAUGCGUUUGUGCUCGUUUCUUCAAAGAGAAUGUGGCUUUGCCAGGCUAGUUCCUGGGACCAGAAAAUCCGAUGGAUUACAGUCCUGGAAAAUACAAUCGUCACCGCAAUUGAAGGCAGAUAGGAAAAAGUAACCGUAAAUACCGUAAAAGCAGGGGGUGGGGCACUGGGGGCACGUGCCUCCCAAUAUUUUCAGAAAUUAUAAGGAAAUGACCAGUAGGGGCGUGGCUGUGCCCCCCAAUAUUUUCUUGAUGUUCCUGUGUAGUGCCGCUUCAAUAUUUCGAGGCCUGCUACGGUACUGAAAUAUUAAAGUUUGCCUUUAAAAAAAAGAUAUAUGUGAGAUCAACUUAUGUGUUUGGUGCCUUAGAUUAUUAAUUAUUUUGAAGUGUUUCAGAAUAAUAUAUUUGUGAAAUAUUUUAAUAUAUUUUUUUGUAAUAUAGACAGCAAAUAAAUUUAUUUAUGUUUUUCCGA